Molecule: messenger RNA, 2575 nt
Organism: Orbicella faveolata
Lineage: Eukaryota; Metazoa; Cnidaria; Anthozoa; Scleractinia; Merulinidae
Product: vacuolar protein sorting-associated protein 11 homolog
Biological process (GO): vacuole organization; endosome organization; vesicle-mediated transport
Cellular component (GO): endosome; HOPS complex
Molecular function (GO): protein binding; protein-macromolecule adaptor activity
Source: RefSeq, a predicted model, not a curated record
CUUUCGGGGUGAGAAACAAAACAAAAAUGGCGGAUAGGAAACGAUAGAAAUAUUGGGAAGUCAGACGUUUUAGUGACAAUUCUGAAGCGCCAUGGCGCUGUUGCAGUGGCGGAGGUUCAAUUUUUUUGACAAGGAAGUCCUCAAGGACCCGGGGACAACUCAACCAUUUUCGGGGCUCAAGGGUAUUGAUAUUACAGCCUGUACCAGUGGAAGAGGUCAGUUAGUUAUUGGAGAUUCAGCUGGAUUUGUUCACUUCCUGGGCCGUGAUUUGACUAUCACAUCCUUCCAGGCCUAUGAAAUGCGUGUGUCACAUUUCUAUCAACUGAAACAGCAGAAUAUUUUAUUCACCGUUGGAGAAGAUGAAGUGGAUGGUAUUGACCCUAUCAUUAGAGUAUGGAAUCUUGACAAGAUUGACAAAUAUGGAAAUCCAGUUUGUUGCUGUAUGCAACGAUUGAUCCCAGGAAACAAACCAGUUCCGGAAGAUGAAGUGGAUGGUAUUGACCCUAUCAUUAGAGUAUGGAAUCUUGACAAGAUUGACAAAUAUGGAAAUCCAGUUUGUUGCUGUAUGCAACGAUUGAUCCCAGGAAACAAACCAGUUCCGGUGUCAUGUCUGGCACUGAUGGAGAACCUGACACAGAUGGCUGUUGGUUUUGCAGAUGGAAGUGUUCUUGUGUAUAAAGGAGAUAUCACAAGAGACAGGCACACAAAGCAGAGGAUCAUACAUCAUGACAAACAUCCAGUUACAGGACUUGCUUUUAAGCAAACCAGCGACAGUGUUGUUCUGUUUGUUGUGACAACUGAAACAGUUCUUGCAUACAACACCUCUGCAAAAGAUCGCCGAGAAGUGUUAGAUGCUCACGGCUGUGAAAUGCGUUGCUCGGUUAUGAGUGAUGCUUCACAAGAAAAUCAGUUUAUAGUGGCUCGGAAAGAGGCUUUAUACUUCUAUCAGAUUGAUGGGAGAGGUCCAUGUUUAGCAUUUGAAGGUGAAAAGCAAAUGGUAACAUGGUGGCGGGGUUAUUUGGUUGUCGUUAGUCAGGACAACAAACAAAUUCAGAGGCCAUCAGUAGGGGGAACGUCUCAACAAAGGAAUGUCAAUGUGGUAACUGUUUAUGAUAUUCAAAACAAGUUUAUUGCUUUUACCGGGACCUUCCAGGGUGUCAUUGAUGUCAUAUGUGAAUGGGGCAGCUUAUUUGUAAUCACAAUGGAAAAUAAGAUUUUUCAGUUGGAAGAGAAAGAUACACAAACUAAAUUAGAAAUUCUUUUCAAGAAAAAUCUUUAUGCAAUGGCUAUCAGUUUGGCAAAAAGUCAGCACUAUUCUGAUGGACUGAUUGACAUCUUUACACAAUAUGGAGAUCACUUGUACAGCAAGGGGGAUCAUGAUGGAGCAAUAAAGCAAUACAUAAAAACCAUUGGUCACCUGGAACCUUCUUAUGUCAUUCGCAAGUUCUUGGAUGCUCAGAGAAUUCACAAUCUUACAGCAUAUCUUCAGCAUGCUAACAUAAUUUAUGCGCUUGUUUCAGAUCCAGCUUCGGAUGUGGACAGGACGAUUUACAAGGCUCGCGCGGAAGAGUUCAUCCACAUCUUUGUACAUCAGAAGGCAAAGUUGAUUGAGUUUCUUGAGCACAUGGUGCAGGUGCAGCCUCAUUCGUCCAACCUUGUGUACAACACACUUCUUGAGCUCUAUCUUAAUGAUGCUGCUCGCCAGAAGAAUGUAGAGGCACAAGUGGAGCACGAGCGUAAAGCGCUUGAUUUACUGAGAAAUGUGGAGGCACGUUAUGACAUUGACCACGCCCUAGUGCUAGCACAGAUGCAUCAUUUCAAGGCAGGCAUCCUGUAUCUGUAUGAAAAGGCUAAACUUUACCAACAGAUACUUCAUUAUCACAUGGAACAGAAUGAGUACAGUCACGUGAUUGACACAUGCAAGAAAUAUGGCACUUUAGAUGCAAGCUUAUGGGUGCAAGCUCUGUCGUACUUUGCCCGGCGGGAAACAGAUUGCAAGUCUCAGAUUAUGGAAGUGCUCUCUCAUAUCGAUCGUGGAAACCUGAUGUCUCCGCUGCUCGUGCUCCAAAAUCUGGCUCACAACUCCACAGCAACAUUAGCUGUAGUCAAGGUAAACGUGCUCUUGGUUAUAAUUUUUCAAUUUUUCCAAAAAAACAAAACAAAACAAAAAAAAAACAGUAAUCACAAUCAUAUGCUAAUGUUUUUCUUGAUUUUAUUUCAGCUGGAAAGAGCCGCUGACGGCUUCUCUGUUGUGGCCGAGUAUUACGGACGUGGUGUUUUUAAUAAGGUAACGCUUGUGACUGACCCGUCCCCUCCUCGUGGCCGUUCGUCUCAGGAGGCUGUUUCAGAUCAGCGCGAAAGACUUUUAGACAGCGCGCACAGCUAGCUGGGAAGAGUAUCAUACGCCUACUGUCCACUCGGUGUGCGGUUGCGUCGAUGAGCCAAGAGAAGUUGAUAGCAACAAAGAAAAGAACUUUAUUUUCUCUUGUGUCAUAACACUGAACCUUUUAAGCGCAUAUACUAAUUAUCAUUUUGAUAGAAAAACCGAAAUAAAAAAGAACUGAAAUGCAAAAAA